This is a messenger RNA of Solea senegalensis (Senegalese sole), 2820 nucleotides long. RefSeq names its product pentraxin 3, long a (gene ptx3a). The record is from RefSeq and is a predicted model, not a curated record. Bases 170 to 1576 code for a protein of 468 amino acids. Gene Ontology annotation, molecular function: complement component C1q complex binding. Lineage: Eukaryota; Metazoa; Chordata; Actinopteri; Pleuronectiformes; Soleidae. The transcript has 4 exons. Gene Ontology annotation, biological process: innate immune response.
AGCAGCAGAGAUAAUAACACACACACACGCACAACCUGACAGCAUCUUCUUCUCACACCACACACACAGAAAAAGUGGUAUUCAGAGUAUCUUUCCUAAAUCUCACCAGAUUUGUAACACAUUUUCCUCUCUAACACACACACUGAGCAGCAGAAGCAGAAGCAGCAGCAUGUUUCGGUGGAGUCUCCCCCAGGCAGCGUGCAUCCUGUCGCUGUGCGUGUGUCUGCUUCUGGCAUACGAGGAUAAUAUCGAGGUCAACUAUGAGGACAACUACUUCAAUGCAAUCCCAGUGGAAGACACAGCAGAACCCACAUCGAUCACUCCGCCCUGCAGCUCGUCAGACCUGACCAAGUGGGACAAAAUCUUCUCCAUGCUGGAGAACAGCCAGAUGAGGGAGAACAUGCUUCUUCAGUAUGCUGAUGAUAUUAUCAAGGUGGAGAUGGGGUCACUGCGUGGGGAGAUGCACAAAUUUGUUGCCCAGUAUGGAGGUUCCUGUGGAGUCGCAGUGGAGACAGCAGGAAUGAAGAUGGCUUCGCAACUUGAGGCUCGCCUCAAAGAAACCUUUGAGCGCCUCAAAAUUGGAGACCAGACCUCUGCUGCCGCUGCUGCUGCUGCUGGGAAUUCUGUUGGGAAUUCCAACAACUUGGAGUCGAUGCUGCAUCAGCUGCUUUCCGCAGCAAGAGCACAAGCUUCCCGACUCACCAAGCUGGAGACCAGCUGCGUCAGCAGUCCUGGAGCCGGCAUGGGGAGGAAUACAAAGACAGGGUUCCAGCUUGCAGAGAAUGGAGGCGCUGGCCACCCAGAGCAGGAGGUCACACCAGAAGGGAAGCCUCUAGAUGGGGUGCUGGCUGCACUGCAACAGACAAGGGGGGAGCUGGAGGAGGUGCUGGGGUCAUUGAGGCAAAGAUAUCUACCCGCAGGCUGUGAGAUGGGUCUCCUCUUCCCAAUGCGCUCCCAUCGAAUCUACACCUCCGUCAUAUCAGAUAUCCCUCUCGCCAUCUCUGCAUUCACCAUCUGCAUGUGGUUGAAGCCAACGACGAUCGCCAACAAAACGGUGCUGUUCUCCUACGGCAACCGCCGCAACCCGUAUGAGAUCCAGCUGCUACUUGGCCAAACUUCUGCGCGCCUCACGGUCAGAGGAGAGUCUCACCUGGUAGAAGCACGAGGUGUGGUGAAACCAGGAGAGUGGAUCCACUUGUGUGGGGCUUGGUCAUCUGAUCAGGGUCUUGCAACCCUGUGGGCAGGUGGGAAAAAAGUUGCCUAUACACCUGGAGUGGCUGAGGGACACGUUUUACCAGACGGGGGUUCACUCCAGCUGGGCCAGGAGAGGAAUGGCUGCUGCUCUCCAUCUUCAAGCAGCGGGGGAGGCAUGGCAGGGUUUGAAGGAGGCUUCAACGCCAAGCUGGCAUUUGCUGGGAAGAUGACAGGAGUCAAUAUGUGGGACAGGGUGCUGUCAGAGGAGGAGAUUACCCAGCUGGCUUUGCAGAAUGGCCAAAGCUGUGAGCAGAGAGGAAACAUAGUGGCAUGGGGCAUGACGGAGAUGGUGCCACACGGAGGCGCUCAGUUUAUCUACUAGCAGACUCUUUGAGACUUUAUUAUCACUGGUAUCGUCCUUUUCAUCAUCACCAACAUCAAUGUUUUCAGAGUAACUUACAACUGUAUCAUCUCUAUUUCUGUCUCCAUAGCUACAAUUUGAAAUUAUUAUAUUGUGAUUUAUUCUUCUCCAUUGCUCCUCAGUGCUAAGAAUAUGAACACUUGUGCUGCGAGGAACUCUACUGGAUAUGGUCAAAUGAGAGGAAGCCAAUGCUGUGAGAGACUGAAGUGUAUUUUUUUAACCUAACCUUCUGAACUAAGGCUAUUUCCCUUUCUCGCACACACACACACUGCAUUCUUUGUCACACCUGUGCACACACAUGCUCACAUUGAGCUUCGAAAACGUGUAAUGUAGCAGAAAACUGCAUUUACCAACGGCUUAAUUUGAAGUGAAUGAGUUGUGAGCUGUAAACAGUGUAAUCACGAUGGAAAUGAGUGGUCACAAACACUUAGAAAUUGUCAUCUCAAACGUGUCGCAGGGUGUCAUUUAAGUAAUAAUGUGUUUGUUGUCUUUGUAUAUCCACAUUUUGUAUCAUGUGUUUCCCCUCUGCCUUUUACUGGAGGACAUUAAUGUCAUAAAAUAUUUAGUUUAUAGCUUUGCUAUCUUGUAGGUACAUUUAAGCUAAACAUUUGACUGAUUGAAAGGUUGAUUGAAAGCAGAGAAAUAUUACAAAUGCAUUAAUGAUGUGUAGUAAUGCAAUGUGUAGAGAUUUAUGUAAUAACUUUGGAAAUGAAAACUGCUGUAUUUGCUUUCUCUUCAAGCCUGGCCAAUAGUGACUUUAAACAAGCAUCCAAAUCAUCAUUAUUUUAUUAUUGUAAUAUUCUUUUGUGAAAGAGAUGAUAUCAUUUAAGACCUUACAUUUGCAGACGUGUGUACCAAUUAAAGUGUUUACAUUCAUAUUAGUUAUAUAAGUCCAGGGUUUUUUUUUUUCCAAUUCAUUUUAGGUUUAAAUAUAUAUGUCUCCUUUUUUGAUACUACCGAAAGUUAUUAUGUUAGUGGAGAUUGAGAGAGAGAGUGUUUUUUAAGGGUGAUAAAGAAACUGAGGACAAUGUUUACACAAUUUAAUCUUUUAUGAACUAAGUUGCAUUGUAUUAUAAUUGUAAAUUGCUUUUGUUUUUCUUAUGAAAGGGUCAAACUGAAUGUAUUUUGUACAUAAAUAUAUUUUACGUAACAUGAGAGGAUGAAUGGAGAGUGAGUUAUGAAUAAACAUUUCAGUCUAUUGUUAA